Malassezia restricta is the source of this 495-nucleotide messenger RNA. RefSeq names its product DUF2340 domain protein. The transcript has a single exon. NCBI's taxonomy places the organism in Eukaryota, Fungi, Basidiomycota, Malasseziomycetes, Malasseziales, Malasseziaceae. Bases 1 to 495 code for a protein of 164 amino acids. The record is from RefSeq and is a predicted model, not a curated record.
AUGGACCCCGUAGCGCCACGCAGCGAGGGCUUUGAGCACCAUCCGUAUGCGCCGCAGACGGACUUUCUCGACACGACGGUGACGAAUCAGGCCCGGCCACUGACGCAGGCGGUCAUUACGGUGCGCGUCAUCAAGAACUUUGAGUACCGCGCGAUGAAGGCCCUUGUGCUGAAAGACGUGGAUCUCACGACGCUGACGACGCCACAGCUCAUUGCGCAAUGCAAAGAGGCCGUGCGUACACAGCCAGGCUUUAAAGCGUAUCGCAACGUGGUUGAUCAGCUGGAUACCAUCAAACUAUACACGCAGGCCCACGGCGCCAAGACGACGAAUCUGAUCAUCAACCUCGAUCAUCCGGAGUGGAUUUUCGACAGCGCAAGUGAUGCGCCUCUCGCGUCGCUGGGUGUGCAAAACGAGACAGAGCUGAGUCUGUUUCACCGCGCGGCGUACGAUGCCUUCCUUGCGCACCCACAGACGCGGUGGGACGACACGGCCUAG